UAGAACUGACUGAUGAUUAAUGAUUAAAAGACUCAAGAACUCAACCUGUUUGCAAUCAUACAUUGGAAAUAUCUUAUUAUUCUUAUUGCUUCAAUAAGUUGUAUGAAAAUGAAUGCAUCUAAUAAAAAGGAUUCCUAAGAAAGCAUCAUAGAUCAAUGGAAAUAGUAAGAUCACAAAUAAACUGUUUGUGAACCUGAAUUUUUCGAUGAGGUUUCUGCAAAAAGUAUUUAAUAUUCUGAAUAAAACAGCCAAUAAUACACGUUUUAUAAAUACAUUUGCUUCAAUGGCCUGUAGUCGAUACGAAUACGUUAAAGGAUAUGAAAAAGAUGAUAGUAUUUUACCCAAUGUUUGGAUAGUUGUACGAGUGGAUGGAAAAGGUUUUCACAAAUUUUCCAAAAUUCAUGACUUCGAAAAGCCAAAUGAUGAGAAUGCGUUAAAUCUAAUGAACAAUGCUGCUCAAACUGUAAUGGAAGAAUUUCGUGAUAUUGUUAUCUCCUAUGGACAAAGUGAUGAAUACUCCUUUGUUUUUCGUAAAGAAACUAAUGUUUUUAAUAGAAGACUAUCAAAAUUAUUAUCAUACGUAACUAGUCUAUUUACCUCCUCAUACGUUAUGAAUUGGUCUAACUGGAUGAACGGGAAGAAAUUACAAUAUCCACCCUGCUUCGAUGGGCGUGUUGUUUUGUAUCCAUCUGAUCAAAAUCUAAGAGACUAUUUAAGUUGGCGUCAAGCCGAUGUACACAUUAAUAAUUUGUACAAUACUGCAUUUUGGAAUUUAGUCCUUAAGAGUGGUCUUAGCAAUCAAGAGGCUGAAGCCGAAUUACGCGGCACAUUUUCGACUGAUAAAAAUGAAAUUCUAUUUACGAAAUUCGGUAUAAAUUAUAAUAGUUUACCUGCAAUGUUUAGAAAAGGUACUAUAUUGUUAAGGAAAAAAGUUGCAUUUGGAGAAAACUUAUCGAAUAAGAGACAAUUAAUUGUACCCAUACAUGAAGAUAUGAUUAGGGAUAAAUUUUGGAAACAACACACAGAAUUGUUGGGGAAAUAUGUGCCGGGAGAAUAUGAAAGUAUAACGGGUGUUUUAGAUUAUCCAGAAUUAAUAACGAGACAAAUAGAAAUGUUGUCAUUGAAAGAUAGUUGAUACUUUCUUAUAAAAAUAAAUUAAUAAUGUAUCGAAUAACAAACAAAAAAUAAUUCAUUAUAACUAAUUAAGUAAUAAAACAAUGUUUCUUAAGUAUUAUGAAAAAAGUAAUUAUG
This is a messenger RNA of Lucilia cuprina (Australian sheep blowfly), 1251 nucleotides long. RefSeq names its product probable tRNA(His) guanylyltransferase (gene THG). The transcript is spliced from 4 exons. Gene Ontology annotation, molecular function: tRNA guanylyltransferase activity; magnesium ion binding. The coding region runs from base 206 to 1135 and encodes 309 amino acids. Lineage: Eukaryota; Metazoa; Arthropoda; Insecta; Diptera; Calliphoridae. Gene Ontology annotation, biological process: tRNA modification. The record is from RefSeq and is a predicted model, not a curated record.